Messenger RNA from Cordyceps fumosorosea ARSEF 2679, 1047 nucleotides. RefSeq names its product alpha/beta hydrolase fold-3. The transcript has a single exon. Gene Ontology annotation, molecular function: hydrolase activity. NCBI's taxonomy places the organism in Eukaryota, Fungi, Ascomycota, Sordariomycetes, Hypocreales, Cordycipitaceae. Bases 1 to 1047 code for a protein of 348 amino acids. The record is from RefSeq and is a predicted model, not a curated record.
AUGGCAUACAUGAUUCCCGCGGCCAUCAUCAGCCGUAUGGACCUGCGGUACAGCGUCAUCUGCGCUCUGAUCAAGUCCGUCUUUACCUUGCUCGAGCCGAAUGAAGUUCAGGCUCUCGUCCCUCCUACGCGCGCAACCUAUGAGCAAUGGAUCCGCGCCCACGCCCGCCAGCCCGCCUACCGCGGCCGCGCCGUCCUCGACGUCCAGCCGCUGUCCUCCGGCAAGGACUCGGCGCUGCUCUGGCUCGGCAACCGGCGGCGCGCUAGGAAGGUUGUCCUGUACAUCCCCGGUGGCGGCUUCGUCAUCCCCAUGCUCCCCGGUCACCUGGACCUAUGCUGGCAGGCCUUCGUGGCGGCCGGCCUCGACGCCCGCGUCGAGGUCGCCGUCGCCAUGCUGCAGUACACUCUGGUGCCGCGCGGCCGCAUGCCGACGCAGCUCGACCAGGUGGUCGCCGCGUUCGCCGAGCUGCGCGCGCAGGGCUUCGCGCCGCGCGACAUCAUCGUCGGCGGCGAGUCCGCCGGCGGCAACCUGACGAUGCAGUUUGCGGCGCACCUGCUGCGGCCUCACCCGCAGGUCCCCGCAGUUGCGCUGCCGCACCCGCUGGCCGCCGUGGUGGUCAUCUCGGCGGGGCUCGGGUCCGACGCGGACGGCAGGUCGUUCCGCGAGAACAAGGACUCCGACAUGAUUACGGAGCCGCUCUUGAGGAGGCUGGCAGAGGGCAUGCUGCCAGAGGGCGAGGCGGAGAGGCCGGAGUCGGUGUACAACCCGUGGGCGCGGCCCCUGGACUCAGAUCCCGCCUUUUGGGCCAGGCUCGGCGAUGCGGUCACGGAAACGUACUUCAUGGUCGGCGACCGCGAGCUGCUGGCCGAUCACUCUCGUUCGAUGGCGGCGCUGGUGAAGAAGCAGGCUCCCGACGUUGUUGUUCGGCUCGAGGAAAUGGCGGGCCAGCCUCAUGCUGGCAUCUUAUUAGAGGCGACUCUUGGAAAGGUCGGCGAGUCUUUGACUAAUAUGAAGAAGUGGUAUUCGGCGCAUGUUAGUAGCAAGUAG